Molecule: messenger RNA, 3043 nt
Organism: Aspergillus fijiensis CBS 313.89
Lineage: Eukaryota; Fungi; Ascomycota; Eurotiomycetes; Eurotiales; Aspergillaceae
Product: putative RSC complex subunit (RSC1)
Exons: 4
Coding region: 125-2803 (892 amino acids)
Biological process (GO): chromatin remodeling
Cellular component (GO): RSC-type complex
Molecular function (GO): chromatin binding; protein binding
Source: RefSeq, a predicted model, not a curated record
CUUCAUAUCACCCUCAUUUGCUGAAUCCAAAAAAACCCCUUUUUUCACGCUGGUGGUAGUAUAUUCCAUUCGGCUUGGUCCUGACUUGCGGUUCUUCUCUCCGUGGCCUCGGCUAUCUCGAUAGAUGGAGCCAAACAUCUCCGAGCCGUCGCAAGCGCAACCUGCUGCUGAGGAGCCGGUGAAGUCCAUCGAAGGCGAUGGCAAACGCGAUGGCUCGGUCGCAACUAGCACUGUUUCUGACGAACAAUUGAGAUCUAUGAUGGAUGUUGUCAUGGCGAUUUAUGAAUUCAGAGAAGAGGAUGGCCAUGAUCCGUCCAAGUUGUUCCAACGCAGCGUCAAUAAACGCCUUGUUCCUGACUAUUAUGACAUUAUUAAGGAGCCGAUGGCACUCAGCAUUCUGAAGCAGAAGAUCAACAAACGUGAAUAUAAGGAAUUCGCUGACUUUGUGCGCGACUGCGCACUGAUCCCCCACAAUGCACAGACUUAUAACCGCCCUAAGUCUCAGGCUUACGAAGAUGCCCUCGUCAUCAAGGAUGUCUUCGUUGCCGAGUUUGAGAAGUUGGUGAAACAAGGCAUUAUUUCUGCAGAGGAUGCCGAACUCCCCGACCUCGGGGAGAUACCUGAAGCAGACCCUCUCCCUGAAGAGGAUGAGGAGGAAGAUGAUGACGAUGACGACGACGACGAGGAAGAGGAUUCUGACGAAGAAAGUCGGCGCAAAAAGAAAAGGGGACCUCGUGCAGGCAGCAAACGUGAUACGGGGAAAGAUGAUGGCCAAAAGUCCAAUGAGCCAGAAGUAAGGAAGAAGAGAGGCAGACCACCGCGUGUCGAUACCCCUAUGGAGGCAAGGAUCAAAGCUGUUCUAAAGGGCAUCCGAAAGCUAAAAGGGCCUAACAAUCAACUCAAAGUGCGACACUUCGAACGCUUACCCGACAAGGCCAUGUAUCCGGAUUAUUAUGUUGAAACCAAGGAACCGAUUGCCAUCGAUAUCAUCAAGCGCAAGUCGAAAAGAAAGAAAUACAAUUCGGUAGACCAUUUCAUGAGAGACAUGGAACUCAUGUUCAACAACGCGAAGGCCUAUAAUCAACCUGACAGUCAGAUUUACAAGGAUGCCGUUGAUUUGCAAUUGGAAGCACGAAAGCUUGCCGACCUUGAGAAAAAGAAGCCAGACAGCGAGUACCUGAUGGAGGAUGGACGUCUGCCGUUGCCGGAAGGGAUUCUUCACAAGUCGGAAUUAUGGAGGGUCGGCGAUUGGGUCCAUAUCCAGAACCUUAAUGACGUGACGAAGCCUAUUGUGGCGCAAAUAUAUCGCACAUGGCAGGAUUCAGAGGGAGAGAAAUGGGUCAAUGCUUGUUGGUACUAUCGCCCCGAACAAACGGUCCAUCAUGUGGAGAAGCACUUCUACCCCAACGAGGUGGUGAAAACAGGACAAUACCGCGAUCAUCGGGUUGAAGAGAUUGUCGAUAGAUGCUUUGUCAUGUUCUUCACCCGUUACAAUCGCGGACGGCCUCGAGGCCUACCUCCCAACAAAGAUGUCUACGUUUGCGAAGCCCGCUACAAUGAAGAGAAGCAUAAACUGAACAAGAUCAAGACUUGGGCUAGUUGUCUCCCUGAUGAGGUCAGGGAAAAGGACUACGAGAUGGACUUGUUCGAAGCUCCCCGACGGAUCAAAAAGAUCCCAAGCCCCAUCAAACACUUGCUCAGGAUUGAUGCAACGGAAACCGAUGAUCUUCCAAAGCCAACAUGGGGAGCUGAGAAUGCACCGCCUGUUGUUGGCGCGGUUCAUCGCCGCCCGCGUGAUGAGAACGAAUCACCACCUCCGGAGCCCACGCCUUCUCCACCCCCGUCAUUACCUCAGCCAGCUUUGCCCUCGGCUCCACUUCGGCAGUCAUCGAUUAGCCAAAUCCCUCCACGGUCCAGUGUAGAGAAUCAAGGCACCGGUGCCGCGGCGAGCGCAUUGCCUGCUACGGCUCGCUCGCCAGCUGUAGCCAUACCUCCAACUCAGAGCUCGCCAGCCCCGGGCGCUCCGAUGGCUUUUUCUCAGCCCCAAAUUCCUCCGACUCAGCCUUCUCAGCAUGGGUUACCGAGAAGCUCCAGCGGGUUCGUGCCGCAGACCCCACACCCUAGCGCCUACCAAGCUCCGGCUGUGUCCCAUCAUUUCUCGGCCGCCCAGUCAACCCCUUACAUGCCGUAUCAAGGAAACCGUCUACAUGGAUCUACGAUGACAACCUUUAAUCCUAAUGCACCUCGUCCCAUCGAAGUCUUCCAUCUGAGUGAUACUGCAAACGCCGCCAUACCCGCAAAUGUUCGCGAACAGUUCCACUGUGAUGACCAAGGUCAUAUCCUCUUCUUCUCGACCCCACCUCUAGACAUCAUUUCAUCCUAUCAGCAGAAACUGGGACAUUCUCUCAAGUAUCUGGCCGCAAAGGAGGAGCGGCGCAGACUAGUGGAGACCAAGAAACGCAAAGGGACGCAGGAUCAAGCGGGACAGGCAUUAAUUGUCAAGCGCCCCCGAGCAGAUGAGAAAGUUGCUCUUGAAACUCAAGUGGAGAUGCUCACAGUCAAGGCUUGGGACACCAUGACAAGUCAAAUUGUGGCAGGCACGGACAAGCUCUAUGAAAUUGUGUAUCAAAAUGAAGGAGAAAGUGUUAGGCGAGCAGAUAUCAAGGCACACGAACAGCGGAGAAUAGCCGAUCGAGUCUCGCACGAGAAGACAGCGCAUAUCCAAUCUCACUCACAGAACGCACUGUUUGUUAGCCUUAAAGGUAGUGCCAUGUAUAUGUCUGACGUUGACACGAAAAGCUGACGAAAAGAAACGCUCCCUUAUGAGCCACUGUUGACUACUCGGCAUACAUUCGGAAUGGUGGACCGAAAACAAACCAAAGUGUUCUUGUCGAGAAAAUUGUGGCUAAAUAGGUGAAUUUCUGAAUUGGGCGUUGAUAAGUAUUAUGAGCUAUUGAUGUAUACGUUCAUAAGUCUAAUUAAUUAUGACCAGGGUCGUCAUGGUCAUGCUUACCUCGUCCCAAAUAGUGAUUAUAUAGUAAAA